AUGUGCGGGGGGUGUGUGCAGGAGGAAUACCCGGACCGGGGUAACACUUGUUUGGAGACGGGAUCUUUUUUGCUGAACUAUGUGAGCUGUGCGAAGUGCAAUACGAGAGACUUUGUGCUCCUCGCCAAUAAAACCAGUGAUGAAGAGGAUGGAGAAGAGAUCAUUACGUUUGAUCAUGUGUGUAAAAAUUGUCACCAUGUAAUUGCAAAGCAUGAGUACACCUUCAGUGUGGUGGAUGAAUAUCAGGAGUACACUAUGCUGUGUAUGCUGUGUGGGAGAGCAGAAGACUCCGUCAGCAUUCUGCCUGAUGACCCACGACAGAUGGCUCCACUCUUCUAG
This is a messenger RNA of Staurois parvus, 339 nucleotides long. NCBI's taxonomy places the organism in Eukaryota, Metazoa, Chordata, Amphibia, Anura, Ranidae. The record is from the annotation of a GenBank genome assembly.